Messenger RNA from Paramecium tetraurelia, 2595 nucleotides. RefSeq lists its product as uncharacterized. The record is from RefSeq and is a predicted model, not a curated record. The transcript has 4 exons. Lineage: Eukaryota; Ciliophora; Oligohymenophorea; Peniculida; Parameciidae.
AUGAACACAAAUAGGACAGAGAAUUGUCUCUUACAGGAUUUUUAUUUUGGACCAUGUAUAGAGUAAUGUGAAGUAAAUUUAUAUAAAAAAGAUUCACCUUCAAAAAUAUCUAUUUAUUCAGAAUCAAGCUAAAAGCCUUAAUAAAUUCCAUAAAAUGAUGGAUAACCACCAAUAAACUAUUAAAUUUAGAAAUUAAAAUACUAAAUGGCCAGCCAAAAUUCAACCAAUUAGCAAGUCUAAAACAAUUUUAUCAAGGUAAGUAGAAGAAACUUAAUGGAGGGAAGGAAUCAAUAAUUGGAUAAAAAUGAAAAGAUUGGCAAGUUAGAGACACCUAAUAUUAUUAAAGCAAUAAUAAAUUCAAGUUUGAUUAAUAAGUUUAAACAUAAUUUGCUUUCUUCAUCUUAUGUGAUACCUUAGAGGAUGAAAAAAAUACUGGAAAACGAAGAAUAUUUAUAAGAGUUAAAAGAUAAACCAAAAUCAACAAAUUAAGUGUUUGAGUUGUAAUAAAUACAUAAUUUGCACCAAAAAAUGUUAAUUUACUUAUUAAUGCCUGAUAGAAACUUUACUUUAAUUUGGGAUUUGAUUUCAUUACUUCUGUUAUUUAUCUCUCUAUUUUUAUCCUCAUUCAUACCUUCCUUUGGCUAGCAUAUUAAUACAUUUAAGUCUAUAGAAAUUAUGAUAUUUUGUUAUAAUAUUUUGGAAUUUUUGUUUUCAAUACAUCGGCCAAUUAUAAUUAACACUGAAGUUGUUGUUGAAAUUACAUAAAUAUGGAAAAAUUAUUUAAAAACCUAAUUGUUAGAAGAUCUAAUCAGUUUUACUAUUUGGUUUUUAAUUUAUUUUGAUUUUGAUUUAAAAUUUAUUGUAAAUGAAACCAUGGCGAUUAUUUAAUUUAUAAUUAUUAUUAGGAAGAUAAAUAGGAAAUAUAACAUUUUGAUAGAGCAACUAUUCUUAAAAGGAUUUAAUAGUAAUAUAUUGAAUAUCGUCACUUUAAUAAUUACUAUUUAUUUUUUUGCACACACAAUGGCAUGUUUGUGGCAUUAUGUAGGAGAACUCACUUAAAAAUAAGGUUCUUGGCUGAGUUAUUACAAUGUUCUUGAUGAAAAUAUAUGGAUUAGAUAUAAUUAUUCUUUUUAUUGGGCAACAAUGACUAUGGUAACUGUAGGAUAUGGUGACAUUACGCCUAAGAAUCAAUCUGAAGUAACAUUUGCUACUAUUAUUAUGCUAUCCUCUAGCUGUAUGUUUGCUUAUACUAUGAAUUCUAUUGGAGUAAUUGUCAAAGCAAUAUAUGAUUAAUAAACAAAGUUUAAACGAACUUUAAUUUUAAUGAAUUAAUUCAUGUCCAAAAAUGAUGUAGAUUAACAAAUACAAAGAAGAGUAAAAAAUUACAUCAAGUAUAAUAUUGGCAAUAAUGUGCUUGAAAAUCAGGAGGAAACCACUAAAAUAAUUAAUGAAUUACCACUAAAUCUAGUGAAAUAAAUAGAAUAAAACAUUCAAUAUAAGGUAAUCUCAAAAAUCAAAGUGAUUACCGAUAAUUUCUAAAUUUCAACCUUAAAUAAAUUAAACAAUAUCUUAGUUGAAAUGAAGUUUACACCUAAUGAUUAUAUUUAUCAUAGGAAUGAUUAUAAGGAUAAAUAUUUAUAUUUUAUUAAAGAAGGCGAAGUGUAAGUAGUUGAAGAACAGAGUUAGAAAAUCGUAAAGAUAUUGAAAGCUGGAGAAACGUUUGGAGAAUUUCAGUUUUUUACAGGUCAAAAUACGAGAGAAUCUAUAAAAAGUGUUGGAUUCACUCAAUUAUACAAAAUAGAUAGAGAACAAUUUAUAAAUAUCAUCAAAAAUAAUCAAAAAGAUUUUGAACGAUUUUUUAAGAUAAAAGAUAGCAUUCUUUAUUCAAAAUAAUUUUCAGCUAUUUCUAUGAAAUGCCAUCUUUGUGGCUAAUAUACUCAUAUAUAAAUGGAAUGUCCGUUUAUGACUUAUUAACCCAAUUUAUAUAUUAAUAUUUUGAAAACGAAUCAAUCGCAUAUAAAUAAUAGGAUUUCCUAAAGUAGAUAAAAUAUAAAAUUUAAAUCAUUAAUAAUUAUCUAAUAAAAUUAAUAAAUUAUAAAAUAAAUCUAAGAAGACUAUCUAGAUUCCAUAAAUACAGAUAACAUGGUCAAAUAUUAAGUAUCAGACUCAUUAAGUUGUAGUUAAGAGUCUGAAUUAAUCUCGGAGAAUAAAUUUGUAUCAAACAAGUCACUUCCAAAACAGGAUUCUAAAAAAAAUACAUUUGUGGAAAUUAAAUACUGUGAUAAAUUAAAUUCGAGAAAAAUAGAUAGUGAAAAGCACAACUAAUCUUAGAUAAUUUAAAACAAUAAACCUUCCUUAAUAGUUAAUGAAAAAAGAAAAAUUAUGAGAAAAGAAACGCUUAUUUUUCGUUAAUUAGAUUAAUUUCAAAGAUAAUUUCAUUAAUAUGAAUUAGAAGGAUUUGAUAAAAUUCAUAAUUUCUCAGAGUAUCUACCUCAUAACAAUUUCAAUUGUAUAAUAAAAUAGUUCUACAAAGAGAAAUAUAAAUUUAAAAACAAAAAAUCAAGUAAAGGAGGAAGUAGUAAAAAAGAGCAAUGA